CUCGGGGCGCGCGGACGUUUAGGAUUUGAUUCGGUGCGCGAGCGCGAGACGGAACAGCCACGUGACACCGAGGUGGUUUACGGCAGCAGGUGAGCGCGCGCCGCUUACACUCGCUGGAGCAUGAAAACGCCGACUUUGAGGUGCGCGCGCUCGGUAUUUCUACUGAUACUGAUACUGCACGUGGUGAAGAGCGCACCGGCACGGAACAGGUCUACUUUUCCAAGAAAGUCCUGGACCGCUGAGGGGGAAGGCGGUAUCACCAUGGUAACGAAUUUCAGGCCCCUAGCUGAGGUGAAGGACCUGGUGUGGAAGCGUCGUUUGGUCUGGAGAGAUCUUGAGCAUAAAGACAUCCUGCUGAGUAAUUCUCCAACACAACUCAGUCAAACCCUCAUCCGCGGGAGACAAAAACGGGGACUUCGUCAAUUACACGGUCAGCUGAUGCGUGUGGGCUGCAUCCUAGGAACCUGCCAGGUCCAGAACCUGAGCUUUCGCCUCUACCAGCUAAUUGGCCAGAGAAAAAGAGACCGCUCUCCUUCAAUCAAUCCUAAAAGUCCUCACAGUUACGGAUGAAACUCAACAGGACGCUGGAUCUGACUCCACCCCCAAAAACCAAACAACACUUUUCCUGUGGACAGUGUCAGUAUGUCGACAUCCUGAUGAACUAACAGUGUCUCUUUGCCAUCACAGGGCAGUAGGAGGAGUUCACUGAAGGUUACAGAGAUGAUUUAUGAUGGUGGGCUGAAUUUCUUAAAGAAAUAUUGAAAAAGUGGAAUUAUUUUUAUUUCUUUCUCACUUUCUCUUUCUAUCUUUUUAUCUCUCUCUCAUAGGGUGAAUGAACAUGCAACAUGGCGAGUUUGUUACUAACAAAAUCUGUGGGUGUCAAUAUUUAUUAUCACAGAAGGCUUUUCAUGCCCUGAAGCAGUAAAUCAGCCUGAAACCAUGAUGCUAACACCAUCAUGCUUCAGAUAGGGGUUAAUGUUUUGAUAAUAGAAUGAAGUCAUGAAGGAAACCACUUCCACCAACCAAUUAAUCAAUUAAUCAGUCAAUUAAUCUACAAAUUAAUUAAUAAACCAAUCAAUAUGUUUAUAAAAAACUACCUGGAUUAUCCACACAAGGUUCUGCACACACACACACACACACACACACACACACACA
Silurus meridionalis is the source of this 1155-nucleotide messenger RNA. It is a transcript of the gene adm2b, whose product is annotated as adrenomedullin 2b. Bases 121 to 570 code for a protein of 149 amino acids. Gene Ontology annotation, cellular component: extracellular region. Gene Ontology annotation, molecular function: hormone activity. NCBI's taxonomy places the organism in Eukaryota, Metazoa, Chordata, Actinopteri, Siluriformes, Siluridae. The transcript has 3 exons. Gene Ontology annotation, biological process: adenylate cyclase-activating G protein-coupled receptor signaling pathway; regulation of systemic arterial blood pressure; positive regulation of heart rate. The record is from RefSeq and is a predicted model, not a curated record.